AUGUCUAGGAUCAUCAAUACAGAGGAGCUGAUGCGCAAUGCACCGUUCGAGCUCAGCAAAGCAGACAAGGAGGUCUUUACCACCACCGAGGAAGCCUUUGCCCCGCAUACUUGGGAGGAUAUUCAAGAGAUAAUUGCCUGUGGCGAUACGUCCCAGCUGAAGCGCAGCUCGACUGAUCUCCGCAAUUACAUCUUCUUUGCCCGAGACAUCCAGAACACAUUCGGCUCUAUCCGUUGCCAUUAUCGCCACGCAGUUCCUUUCGCCGACCAGUCUGAUUAUCGCAUUCUACGCAACGACUGGCCCUACGCCAUGUCGCCGUGCAUGGUUCACCUUGUCGUAUGGCUGAAGACGCCUAUACCUGUAGAUGCGGAGGGUGAUCCGACUACGGAGUCCCGUCGGCUGAUUGCGGAUUUUAUCGAGAGAACAUUUGCGAUACAUAUGAGCCAACGAGAGCCUGCGGGGGACAACAUCCAAUGGUUCAAGAACAGAAUAAAGUGGCAGAAUGUGCGUGCUCUUGAGCAUAUUCAUGUCAUUCGGAGGCAUGUAGAUGAUGAGCUUGUGACGAAGCUGACGGGCCAAGUCCCCGACGGCAUCGUGAGCAAAUCAUAUUCUGCCUCAGUGGACAGCAAUUAG
Molecule: messenger RNA, 633 nt
Organism: Aspergillus pseudotamarii
Lineage: Eukaryota; Fungi; Ascomycota; Eurotiomycetes; Eurotiales; Aspergillaceae
Product: GIG1 family protein
Exons: 3
Coding region: 1-633 (210 amino acids)
Biological process (GO): N-acetylglucosamine metabolic process
Cellular component (GO): cytoplasm
Source: RefSeq, a predicted model, not a curated record